AUGAGUGGCGGCACGGUGCUUCAAGUGAGAGAAUUUGUGGACCAAGAGAAGAGGAAACCGGGUAACUUAAAUUUGACGGACGAUGACAAUGAGGAUUUGAUUAGUAGACACUUUGCUGACUGGUUGGAACAAAAGGUUAUACUAGAUGAUGGAUCGGAUAUCACAGAAAAGAUAAGAGCAUUAGCCGCAAAACCAAGCAAAUGCGGGGUGUGCUAUAGUGGCUAUAUAAUUAAGGGUUUCAGGUUUCAUACUAUCAGUCGCAAGACAGGACGCGUGACACAAAAUAGUGGUGUCGUGAACCUUGCUGAAAAUGGUGUGUCCUAUUACGGUCGGUUAUCUGACAUCUUUGAAUUGUCAUACAAAGAUUACAAGGUGGUCUUCUUUACAUGUGAUUGGUAUGAUCAUCACAAAGCUGGUAUUAUAAGAGAUGAGUUUGGAUUCACUCAUGUGAACUUCUCCCGAAAAAUACAUACAGGGGAGAAGUUAGAGGAUGAUCCUUUUGUAUUUUCUUCCCAAGUGGACCAGGUCUUCUAUAUUCAAAAUCCGAGAAGUGAGAAUUGGAAUACCAUGGUGAAAUUCAAACCUCGUGAUAUUUUUGACAUGGGUGGAGAACCAUCUUCAGAUGAAAGAGUAGUCUUUGUGCUUUUAGCUUGUUACUGCAGCUAAGAUAUAGGUUGAGCACUUGUCAUCCAUGCUCCUAGGUAGAAUUACUCCAACAUAAUUAUUCCAGCUGGGUGGAUCUUCUUCAGAAUGUAUUGUUCCCUAUGUGACUCUGUGAUGAACGAGCCUAUGGUCUUUUUUUUUAAUGUGUAUGUUCCCUUUUGUUAUGAAUGAACAGUUGUAUGGCUAUCCGUUUAGUUCUUUGAA
Molecule: messenger RNA, 867 nt
Organism: Aegilops tauschii subsp. strangulata
Lineage: Eukaryota; Viridiplantae; Streptophyta; Magnoliopsida; Poales; Poaceae
Source: RefSeq, a predicted model, not a curated record